This is a messenger RNA of Trifolium pratense (red clover), 762 nucleotides long. Its product is annotated as secreted RxLR effector protein 161-like. Lineage: Eukaryota; Viridiplantae; Streptophyta; Magnoliopsida; Fabales; Fabaceae. The coding region runs from base 1 to 762 and encodes 253 amino acids. The transcript has a single exon. The record is from RefSeq and is a predicted model, not a curated record.
AUGAGUGAUUGUAAUAGUGUGAACAAUCCAAUUGUGCCUGGUAGCAAGUUUCGGAAAGGUGAGACAGGACAAGCCAGCAAUUCAACUUUAUACAAGCAAAUGGUAGGGUGCUUGAUGUACUUGCUUGCAACCAGACCUGAUCUAGCUUUUUCUGUAUGCUUAGUGGCAAGAUAUAUGGAAAGACCAACUGAAAUUCAUAUGGCUGCUGUGAAAAGAAUACUCAGAUACUUGAAGGGAACAACUAGCUGUGGCUUGUGGUAUGAAAGAGGUAAAGGAGAUGAGCUGGUUGGGUGGUCUGAUUCUGAUUAUGCUGGUGACAUUGAUGACAGAAGAAGCACAUCUGGCUAUGUGUUUAUGAUUGGCACUAAGGUUGUGUCAUGGUCUUCCAAGAAACAACCAAUUGUGACAUUAUCUACAACUGAAGCUGAAUUUAUAGCUGCAGCUGGUAGUACAUGUCAAGGAGUUUGGUUAUCUAGAAUUCUGACUGCUAUUGAUGCAAGGAAAGGGAAUUGCAUCACCAUUUACUGUGACAAUAGCUCAUCAAUCAAGCUAUCUAAAAAUCCUGUGAUGCAUGGAAGAAGUAAGUAUAUAGAUGUGAGAUUCCACUUCUUAAGAGACUUGACUAAGGAAGGUAUAAUUCAGCUGGUUCACUGCUCAUCCUUUGAGCAAGUAGCAGACAUAAUGACCAAGCCAUUGAGUUUUGACAACUUCAGCAGAAAUAGAGAUGAGCUGGGCUUGUGCACUUUGGAGUUGAUAAAUUGA